This is a messenger RNA of Lates calcarifer (barramundi perch), 2636 nucleotides long. Its product is annotated as acetylcholinesterase. NCBI's taxonomy places the organism in Eukaryota, Metazoa, Chordata, Actinopteri, Centropomidae. The transcript has 10 exons. The record is from RefSeq and is a predicted model, not a curated record. The coding region runs from base 336 to 2111 and encodes 591 amino acids. Gene Ontology annotation, molecular function: acetylcholinesterase activity. Gene Ontology annotation, cellular component: plasma membrane. Gene Ontology annotation, biological process: choline metabolic process; acetylcholine catabolic process.
ACAAAAGUAAGACUUUGAAUGCGACAGUGAAAGUACACUCAGUUAACUUGUAUUUCAGUACUUUUGCUUAUGUCUGCGUUUAUCUUCAGCCACUGAUUCCCAGACAGACAUUGGGGAUCAUGUGAUCUGUUUAUAGUCUUUCUAAUACGCUAAGUCUUGAAGUCUAUAUAACAUGGGUAUGGCACUGCAGCGGCAACAGUAGUAGUAGUAGUAGUGGGCGUCGGACAAGGCUAGCCCAGCAGACAGGGGGAUUUUGAAUCCACUCCUUCACCUUCACCGUCAUCACUGCUGUGUCCUCAUCUACUCCAUACAGACACAACUUGCAAGGAUUUGCAAUGGCAGCAGUUUCUCCACAUAGACACUUCUCUGUUCUUCUUCUGAUGCUUCAUUUCCUGACUGCGUCACCCGCCACUCAAGAUGACCUUGUAAUCACUACUGAGACUGGGAAAGUCCAAGGGAAGAUAAUUUCAGUGCUGGGUGGUGAGGUUAGGGCAUUUCUUGGAAUUCCUUUUGGAAAACCACCUGUCGGAGAAUUAAGAUUCAGAGCUCCGGAGCCGGCAGAGGCAUGGGAAGGGGUGAAAAAUGCCACCAAAUUUGGAAACAGCUGCUACCAGAUCCCAGAUACAUUCUAUUCAGGGUUCAAAGGUGCAGAGAUGUGGAAUCCAAACACUCCUCUGAGUGAGGACUGUCUGUAUCUAAAUGUCUGGUCUCCGCGUGCCAAUAAAUCUCAGUCCCAGCCCUCAGCACUGGCACCUGUCCUUGUCUGGAUCUAUGGAGGUGGAUUCACUGGAGGAACCGCCUCUCUGGACCUUUAUGAUGGCCGCUUCCUGACUCAAACUGAAAAUGUUGUUGUAGUGUCAAUGAAUUACAGACUCGGUGCUUUUGGUUUCCUGUCCCUUCCUGACAACAAGAACGUCCCAGGAAAUGCAGGUCUAAAGGACCAGCAGUUGGCCCUCAAGUGGGUAUCCAAAAAUAUUGCUGCUUUUGGAGGUGAUCCUUCAAAGGUGACUAUAUUUGGGGAGAGCGCUGGGUCAGGAUCUGUGGGCUUCCACGUGCUGUCCCCUGGGAGCCAGAAUUAUUUCCAAAGGGCUAUAAUGGAGAGUGGAGCUCCUAAUGCACCCUGGAGCACAAUCAGCAAUAAAGAGUCCUGGGCCAGGGCCAAGAAGCUGGCGACAUCACUGGGGUGUUCCACUAAUCCAGCUGAAAUGGAAGCUUGUCUGCAGAAGGCUAAUGCUGGAGACAUCGCAUUGAAGCAAUUUGAUGUUCUAUCACAGUCAAUCUUAGCCAUACCGUUCAUCCCUGUUGUUGAUGGGGACUUCCUACCAGAUAAACCUGAAAUACUUUUGAGUUCCAGUAAACUUCCAAAGAAAGACGUGCUCCUUGGCUUAAACAAAGAUGAAGGAACCUACUUUCUAUUGUAUGGAGCACCUGGAUUUAACAUCACUGGUCAGAGUCUCAUCACCAGGGAUCAGUAUCUGCAAGGAGUGGCCCUUUCAAUGGCAGAUGCAAGUAACAUCACAAGAGAAAUGGCCAUUUUCCAGUACACUGACUGGGCAGAUAAGGAUAACACAACGAAAAACCGGGAUUUCCUAGGUAGUCUGGUUGGAGACCAGCUGUUUGUUUGUCCUGUGUUGGAGUUUGCUCAAAGGUACUCACAACAUGGUGCUAAGACUUUCAUAUAUUUCUUUGACCAUCAGUCAUCUGUCAACCCUUGGCCAGAAUGGAUGGGUGUUAUGCACGGCUAUGAGAUUGAAUUUGUCUUUGGAAUGCCUUUGAAUUCUUCCCUGGGAUACACAAACAGUGAAGUGAACAUGACCAAGAAAAUUAUGAAACACUGGACCAACUUUGCCCGAACAGGGAAUCUGAAAAUUGAUGGAGCCAACUGGCCUGCAUUCACCCCUGACCAACAGCACUAUGUCACUCUGAACACCUACCCUCCACAAAAAAAGACAAUGUUGAAGGCUCACGAGUGUCAUCUCUGGACCAAAUUACUACCAAAUCUACAGAGAGCUUCAGAUGAUCUCCAGGCUUGCGUAAAUGCGAAUUGGAUUAUACGCUGUGAUUACAAAUUCCUGCUCAUUUUACUGGUCAAUGUUUUCCUGCUUUACUAGAGCGAAGACACCAAUCUUUCAUACAUUUUACAUAAACAAGUGGUGGAUAGUGGAACGAAUGAACUAAAUUUGGUCUUUACUACUAUUGUAAACAAUUUAUUUGAUAACUGCAUUAGUCAUCUUUUCAGAUGAAUGGAUUUUUACCAUAUUGAAUUCAGCAGCAGAAGAUGUUUAUUAUAUUACUCAACCAUUAUUACUAAUGUGCAGCAUUUACAUAUUGUAGUUGGGUACUGGGUGGAUAAUUGUUACAGCUUGGGUAUAUUAAUCUGUACUGAUGCAUCUAUUUUAGAAACUAAUCACAUGUUUUGCAUGUUAAAUCUUAUUUUAAAAAGCAACCAGUAACAGUGCCCCUUAUAAGUAAAUAUGGUGAAGUAUAAAUAUUUCACAUUAACAUGUAAUGGAAGUAUAAAGUAGCAUAAAAUGGAAAUACUCAAGUCCCUCAAAACUGUACUUAAGAUGUGAAUAUAAGGUUGAUUUACACUGUGGUAUUAAAUAAUUCAAUAAAGUUAUUUUUAUGUACCAUGA